Messenger RNA from Oryza sativa Japonica Group (Japanese rice), 3010 nucleotides. Its product is annotated as probable polyamine transporter At1g31830. Gene Ontology annotation, biological process: transmembrane transport. Lineage: Eukaryota; Viridiplantae; Streptophyta; Magnoliopsida; Poales; Poaceae. The record is from RefSeq and is a predicted model, not a curated record. Gene Ontology annotation, molecular function: transmembrane transporter activity. Gene Ontology annotation, cellular component: membrane.
CUCCUGGUUUGGAUUCGUUUCCUCUCUUCUUUUUGUGUGUGGCUGCUCGGGGAUUUCUUAGCUGCUGAUGCGGAUGCGGAUGAGGAUGAGGAUGCCGUGUGUGCGUGCGCCCGGAGAUCUUCUCUCGUUUUGGUCAAUGAACAAUUGAGAAUUGACCAUGGGUGGGUGGGAAGAAAUCCUAGUGUUCUAACUAUUGAUCGAUCCAAUUUGGGCGCACCGUGUUAAUCGCGUCUGAAUCGAGCAUACCCGGAUGGAGCUCAUAACUUUUUCUUGCAGAAUCUGACGAACAGAUGCUGGUUUUUAAUGGAUGUAGGCAUUGUAGUGUUCCUCACUUCAGGGUUACCAUCUAUUGAAUUAAACCCUCAUGUACUCAAUUACUUUUACUCCCAUGUGCCAUUCAAUGUUCUCAUACAAAGAAACCAAUGAAUCUUCAGCUUCCAGUUGCAUGCUAUUGCUUUCCAGCUCGCCUUCCACGUUGGAAAUUGUUGCUUGCAAGUUGUGGUCAUUGCUAUUUUGUACACUUGGUUAUUGGAAAUUGGUUCUCUCUUGGCCUGGUAGAAAUUUGGUAUACUAUGUAAAAAGCUAUGCUGUUUUAAUUCAUGUGGGUGUUUUUUUAUUCUAGAGGAGAUUCAUAUGGAUGUUGAGUUGCGAUUAUUUGGGCUGUAAGAUCUCUUUCAAGCAGGGGGAAAAAUCACCUCAGUUGUCGUUGCACCAUCCACAUAAUUUGUUGAAUAAAAAAUAAACUUCUCAUUUAGUUGCUGUCCUUUUCUUGCCACUGUUCAUUUCAGCUCUUAUUAUACCAUCCCAUAAUUCACUAAUGAAUUCCCGUUUCGCCGCUGUCCUUGUCAUGCGACUAUAUAUAUAGGAAAUUGGAUGUAGCAUCUCACUUUCACUCUGGAUGUCACACUGAUAUGAUGAGCAGAGAAUGCUAAUCUAAUCCCUGGGGUGUCCGUGGUGAUUUUCUUAUGUCAUGUACUUCCACCAUGGGGCUCAUACCUUGCUAUGCUUGAGCAUUCUCAUAGGGAAUUGUUGUUUGCCUCUUUAUACUGUGUUUAUUGCUGAUAUCAAGGCUACUUGCCUUGUGUGGUUCGUUUGAUGGUUAAAUUAUUCUGUUAUCUGCUUUCAGGUUAUUUUUGAAGCUAUUGAUAGCUAGAAUAAUCUAGGACUCUUCACUGAACUUAUUCAUAAGUCAACUUAAAACUCGGAUAUGACAAUUGUUUUGACCGAAAAUUAAGGAACACAGCAAUAACACGAGCUAACUCAGCCUGUCUUCCAAUGGAGGAUUGUGUUGGUAUCAAGUACAGCAGUGUCAAUGAGGGCGAAGAGCGUAAGGGAGGCCAUGGCGUCCCAAAGGUUUCCAUCAUCCCACUCAUUUUCCUCAUAUUCUAUGAAGUUUCUGGGGGUCCGUUUGGGAUUGAGGAUAGUGUCAAGGCUGCUGGCCCACUCCUAGCAAUUGCUGGAUUUCUGCUGUUUGCACUCAUAUGGAGUGUCCCGGAAGCCCUGAUUACUGCAGAGAUGGGCACUAUGUUUCCUGAGAAUGGUGGUUACGUCGUCUGGGUCUCUUCAGCCCUUGGGCCAUUCUGGGGUUUUCAGCAAGGCUGGGCAAAGUGGCUGAGUGGUGUCAUAGAUAAUGCUCUCUAUCCAGUCCUCUUCCUCGACUAUGUUAAGUCCAGCAUUCCAGCUCUUGGAGGUGGUCUCCCAAGGACCUUGGCGGUGCUUAUCCUCACAGUUGCACUUACUUACAUGAACUACAGAGGGUUGACAAUAGUUGGCUGGGUGGCAGUCUUUCUUGGCGUGUUCUCUCUACUCCCGUUUUUUGUUAUGGGAUUAAUAGCUAUUCCCCGAAUCGAACCCUCAAGAUGGCUUGAAAUGGACUUGGGGAAUGUGAAUUGGGGUUUAUAUCUAAACACACUGUUUUGGAACCUCAAUUAUUGGGACUCAAUCAGUACCCUUGCUGGAGAGGUUGAGAAUCCAAAGAGAACACUCCCAAGGGCACUUUCUUAUGCUCUAGUUUUAGUGGUGGGGGGAUACCUCUACCCUCUGAUCACCUGUACAGCAGCAGUUCCAGUUGUUCGGGAGUUCUGGACGGAUGGAUAUUUCUCAGACGUUGCGAGAAUUCUUGGUGGUUUCUGGUUGCACUCGUGGCUUCAAGCAGCUGCUGCACUGUCCAACAUGGGCAAUUUCGUAACUGAAAUGAGCAGUGAUUCUUACCAGCUUCUCGGGAUGGCUGAGCGUGGAAUGCUUCCAGAGUUUUUCGCCAAGAGAUCUCGCUAUGGAACCCCACUUAUUGGCAUCAUGUUCUCCGCGUUUGGUGUGGUCCUGCUGUCCUGGAUGAGCUUCCAGGAGAUCAUCGCUGCGGAGAACUACCUGUACUGCUUCGGUAUGAUCCUGGAAUUCAUCGCCUUCAUCAAGCUGAGGGUGGUCCACCCAAACGCCUCCCGACCUUACAAGAUCCCACUGGGCACCAUCGGCGCUGUCCUGAUGAUCAUCCCACCUACCAUUCUGAUCGUCGUGGUGAUGAUGCUCGCGUCCUUCAAGGUGAUGGUGGUCAGCAUCAUGGCAAUGCUGGUUGGGUUCGUGCUGCAGCCGGCUCUGGUGUACGUGGAGAAGAGACGGUGGCUGAAGUUCUCCAUAAGCGCAGAACUGCCAGAUUUGCCGUACUCGAACGUUGAGGAAGACAGCACAAUCCCACUUGUGUGCUGACCUGCAUAUGCAUGCCAUGAAAGUAGAAUCCCCAACCAUAGCCAUGCUAGACGGAAGGAACACUGCGAUUUGCGACUUGUUUCGUCUCACGGCUUUUCAAAGCCUCUUCAUCUGCCAUGUAUAAUUAGAAGAGAAGCAAGUUCAAAAUUGUGAUCAUGCUAUUUGUAUACCAUGUUGGCGUCAGGGAGGAUUGUAAAUCCCAGGGCCAGUUUGAGGAAAAUACUUCACUUGGCUAUUGCCAAUAGCACCUGGUUAUUCGUUCAUUAUAUAUGUGCUGCUGCUCUUGUUAGAGAGAUUCUGAGGACAA